AUGAGCGGUAUCUGUGAGUAUCCAUUGGUCACUGCGGCCGAUGCGAUUGUGAUCAUUUUGGCCCUGGCGGAGCUGACCAUCGCCAUCAUCAGUGUCGUCCUGACCAGCAAGUUUUUCUUCUGUUCUAGACCGGCGACUCAGAAUAUUCCCCAGCUUCGCUACCAACCCUUGCCUCAACAACAAAUGGCAGGCAACUACUAUCAGAGCCAGGCAGCGCAGGGAUACCAUGUCACCACUCAGCCACAAGUUGGCUACACAACCCAACCGUUACCCUCGGCAACCGCUGAAGCGCCACCUACCGGUCAGAACCCCAUCAAUUAGAAGAAUGGUUGACCUUUGACGUCUGGUACCGCAACAACAAGUCAUCAAACACAUUCCUUUUCUUCGAAACGUAGAAUUCGUUUUCAGCUUCAAUAAUCAUCGGGGCGAUCGAGGAGGAGGAUUAAAUUCAUGCACAAAUAUUAUGGCCGUAAAUGUUGACCUUUAAGGUUCAAUGCUAGAAGUAAUAUGUGAUGGACCCAUUUUGGGCCAAAACUCUUCGAGGGAGGUGGCGAAAAGGUUUAGAAAUAACAGGCUUUGCCAAAAUGUGAUCAUGAUUAUUCAAUAGACUAGGGCCUAGAAAACGUAGGCUAGGUGCAGUGACAAAUAACACGCACGUACUCGUUGGAAGUGGAACAAUAUUUUGUCAGGACCUAUAUAGCUCUAAUUCUGAGCUUGAGAAUUGUAUUUAAGGCAACAAACAAUGUAAUACUCAGAUGUAAUCAAGUGUGCUUACGUUAUUUUGCCCUCUACGGCAGGCUGCAGUCACGCGUGCCGUACAUGCCUUCAGCCGUUUGAAUUUCGUGCUGCCAUCUUGCAUCCCGCCAUGCACCGUAUAUCCAUUGUCAAACUUUCUCUAAACGUUUGAGAGUAGGCCUAAAGUUACACCGUGUACAUACAGCCACCACAGGCACGCGUAAACAAUACUGCUUCCCUCGGCCUCGUAGUGCGCCUUUAACAAAAAACAUGUACUGAAACUGUUUAAAAUAUAUUACUAAGCUACGGCAGAUAUGUAGAAAAAUUACGACUUAAGUUGCCAUCUUUGUUCAUCAUCCACUACCACUACGCGCAAACCAUGCCAUACCACCACGUGAGUCUAGCCAGCCGUCCCCUAAUUCUGUAUCGUGGAUCGAAGGCCCGCCCCGUUUUGUUUUGACCAAUCGCAGCCGCGAUUACUGACAGCAUUAUGAAAGCACGCGCGUACGCGCGCGCGUAUGACGCGCGGUGGCGUUGGAGAAGCACGUGUGCAGGGCGGGGCUGUGGUUCGGUCUUGUACCCUAUCUUGUAAAAGAUUCCCCUGCGCACGCUCGGAAAAUGAUAAAUUCAAGAGUACAAUAAACAAAAACCAAAUCCUGGCGACGCCAUGAUUGGGAAUAUACUAAUGCUGCAUCCGAAUCUGUUGUCUAGAGCUAGGUCUAGGUCUUCGCUCCAUUAGAAAUACGCGGAGACGCGCUGACAAUAGACGUAGCCGUAGCUCUGGAAGCCCGUUUCGGACACGGCCUAAUUAUUAAUUAUAUAAGAACAAAAAUGGAGGCAGGCUGGGCAUGGGAAGAGAGAACGGUGGGGAAAAUAAUACCGGUGCUUAGAGCGCAAUUCCACAUUAAUGAGAUGAUCCACUUUUUUUUCAUGUGGCCUAAGUAAAGAGUGCCUUCAGAAAAUAAAGAUGUAAAACAGACAACAACUAAAAAUCACACAAAGAGGCAAGAAACAAAUUUCUGUGAAUUCAACACAGCGUUUAAAUAUUUGUGUUAUGUGAAAGUCCAUGAAAUUAUAUAUUUUAUACAUCGUUCCAAUCCUUUUAUUCUACAAAAUACUGCAUGUUUUAUUAAUAGUAGGCCCCCCUAAUUGCGUGUAUUUUUUUCAGAAAAUAAUCUAUGACAGAUCUGUAUACAUUGUAGGCAACUGUCCCAAGUCAGUAGAAACUACAGUACUUUAUUGUCUUGUCACACAUUCGACGGUGUUUUCACGAAGUGACAAAAAAUCAUGCAACGAGGUCAUUCCGAGAUAAUCGCAUUUGCAGUUAAUCCUUUUUUUUUAAACACCUUAAUUUUCGACUAGUUUUUAUAGUUAUGAAUUUAGGAAAUUUUUGCAUUGUCAAGUAACGUAUGCUUUGUUCUUUGCUAAUUCAAAGUUGUUUAUUAGAAGUCU
Patiria miniata (bat star) is the source of this 2187-nucleotide messenger RNA. RefSeq lists its product as uncharacterized. Lineage: Eukaryota; Metazoa; Echinodermata; Asteroidea; Valvatida; Asterinidae. Bases 1 to 321 code for a protein of 106 amino acids. The record is from RefSeq and is a predicted model, not a curated record. The transcript is spliced from 4 exons.